CAUCAUUCAUCCUCGUCUAAAACACAACAAAGAUUUUCUCAAAUUCAGAUUCCUCUCGGGAGUUCAGAUUCUUGAUUUCGAUUAAUCGAAGAUGAAUUCGAUGUUCAGUUCGUUCGACGCUCUCUGCGCGGAGCUCAUGGGCAUGAAAAUCGCUGCCGCGUCUGCGUUUAGCGGUUGCUCUGAACGCAACGCUGCAGCUGCCGGCGAUCAAUCCGCGACGCAGAAGACUGAUAAGAAGAAGACGCGUUCGCUGCAGAAGACUCCGCGUUUCGCUCCGGAGCUCGACGGCCUUCACUGCUUCGAGACCAUCAUCCCUUCUUGAUUCGAUUCUUUCACGGACACCAAAGACGAUUUUUUUUUAUAUAUGAUUAGUUUGUCUGAAACUGGGUUCCUGUAUUGUUCUUGCUCUCCGAUUCGUUAUGCGUAUACGAUGAAAUUCGUUAUAGAAUUCGAAUACCUAAUCACUAUUUGAUUCGAUUC
Messenger RNA from Tarenaya hassleriana, 480 nucleotides. RefSeq lists its product as uncharacterized. The transcript has a single exon. Lineage: Eukaryota; Viridiplantae; Streptophyta; Magnoliopsida; Brassicales; Cleomaceae. The record is from RefSeq and is a predicted model, not a curated record. The coding region runs from base 92 to 322 and encodes 76 amino acids.